Messenger RNA from Mya arenaria, 2738 nucleotides. RefSeq lists its product as uncharacterized. Lineage: Eukaryota; Metazoa; Mollusca; Bivalvia; Myida; Myidae. The record is from RefSeq and is a predicted model, not a curated record. The coding region runs from base 53 to 988 and encodes 311 amino acids. The transcript is spliced from 2 exons.
AGGCGUAUUCACAAUUAUUUGAGGAUAAAAAUAAGAUAAAUAACCACCUAAAAUGAGUCUUAGGUGGAAAAAAGUGAUGAAGUCCAGACCUGCUGAAGACACUGGUGGAGAUAAAACCCCAGCAAAGCAUAAUGAUGUUGAGCGAUCUUCUGAUGAAGGUUCAGACUCCGUUGAUCAGGCAAUUAUUUGCCAGGCAGAAGACGAAGGUGCUUGUGAAAUAACCGGGUGCGUUGUUUUAAAUCCCAAAAGCAUUGUUGUAGCCGACCUCUGGAACAAGUCAUUGAAACUAUUGAGCACAGACGCUUCCAAGCCCGAAGUUAUAAGCUGCUUGAAGCUGGAAUGCAGUCCCUUUGACCUGACCUUGAUCCCUGGGGACAAGAUCGCUGUAACAGUUCCAGAGGAGGAGAAGAUAGUGUUUGCGUCUAUUCAGAAGGAAGCGCUUUCUCUUGAUGAUGCGCCUGGUAAGGGGAAAAGAGAUGGAUUUUAUUUGCACUGCAAGAGUUAUGGGAUAAACUACAGCGACCAAAAGCUAUACGUUGUUAUACGAAAGAAAGAUAACGAAGAAAAUUAUCAACUUUUGAUCUUGAAUGUAGCUGAUGGCCCCACUUUGAAAUCCAUUCCAAUGCAGCAGUACCGGGGGUUCCGAUACUUGACCAUUUGUCAUGAUAAAAUCUAUAUGACAUCUGACUCAGGCACUUUGCGAUUUAAGAAGCGGACAGGUGAUAUAAAAUUUGUUGAUAAGGAUAGAUUUUCGUACGGCAUCAUCGAAGUCGAUGGGGACAUCAUUGUCUGCAAUAAGUCCAGGAACAGUGUUCACACGGUUUCCCGAAGCAGCAAAUUGGCUUACUUCUCUGGUAGAAAGGAACUCCUGGCGAUUCCGAAGCCCUUGGCACUUUGUUACUGUCCGGACACAAAGAGACUGUUUGUUUCUCAGUCAAGAGAGAGUGGGGGUCGAGCAAACGUGUUGACUGUUCGUCAGAUGAAGUAGACAAUGUCAACCCGUACUAAAUGCAUAUGUUGUAAAAUAACUUUUUGUAUGACGAUCUUUCCAGAGUUACUUCCUAACCUAUUUGAAUAUAUUAAAUAGACCUACCCUAGUAACAACUGAUUAAAGCAACCCAUUUUUAUAAUUUAAACAACUAAUUAUCCCCCGCCUAUGAAAUAGGGAGGAGGAUAUUGAAAUGGCGUUGUCCGUCCGUCCUUCUGUCCGUCCGUCCGUCUUUCCUUCCGUCCGUCCUUCCUUCCGUCCGUCCGUCCGUCACCUGCGUUUUCUCAGUAACUAGGCGGUAUAAUUUCAUGAAACUUAAAAUAAAUAUGAACCACUAUACUGCAAUGAUGCCCGUCCAAAAAAAAUCGAUUGGUCAAUUGUCCUUGGAGUUAUUGCCCUUGAUUUUUUGAAAAAUGCACAUUCACAGCCAUUUCUCAGUCACUAGCUGGCAGAAUUUCAUGAAACUUAAAAUAAAUAUGAAUUACUAUACUGGGAUGAUGCCUGUUUAUUUUUUUUGAUUGGUCAAUUGUACUUGGAGUUAUUGCCCUUAAAUUUUUUGAAAAACUCUCAUUUACAGCCAUUUCUCAGUAACUAGUUGGUAGAAAUUCUUAAAACUUGAAAUAAAUAUGAACCAACAUACUGCGAUGAUGCCUGUUUAUUUAUAUUUUGGAUUGUGUAAUUUCUAUAUGAGUUAUUUGCCCUUGAUUUAUUAAAAGAUCCAUGUUUGCAGCCUUUUCUAUGCAACUAGCUGGUAGAAUUUCAUGACACUUGGAAUAAAUAAGAACCAACAUACUGUGAUGAUGCCUGUCUAUUUUUCUUUUGGAUUGGUCAAUUUUCCUUAGAGUUAUUGCCCUUGAUUUAUUAAAAGAUCAUUGUUUGCAGCCGUUUCUCAGUAAAACCAAUGUGCUUAUCUUAUUCUUUCUGAGAUUGUUUUUAACCUUCAAGCACAAACAAGCCAUCAAGCACAAACAAGCCAUCGUUGGCGGGGGAUAUCUUUUCACUGAAAAUGCUUGUUAACAUUAUAUUCUCCAUUUAGGCUUUUGUCCACGUGCACGUAGCGUAUCUCGUUUGUACAUUAAGCCAGAAGAAAAUGUGUAUACUCUAUUUAGGCAUUUCGAGAUUUUCUGACAUUGUUAAACUGCAGUAAUUUAUAGUUAUUUUAUGCUAGAUAGUAUAUAGGAGUGAACCCUUUGAUAAACCUGAAGAAAAAAAUAAAUAUUUUAGAUUAAAUGUCACUAAAUUUUUUACAGGUCAAAUGAAACCAAAGCAGGAAUUCAUUCCCAUCAAAUCACUGUGGUAUUGUCUGCUUUAUGUCCUGGGUAAAACGAGAUUUAGCAUUUUAUAUAUUCUCUUUAUUUCCACCCUAUAGUGAUUUAAAUGUUAACUGAUUAAAACAGUCGAAUACAAUAUUUUGAAUAAACAAACAUAUUUGAAACACUACAUUUAUGUACACACAUAUUGAUAUGAGCAUAUUGUAAUGACCCUGUCAUCAUACAUGUUACAAGGGCGGGCCCAGGAUGGGAGGUUCGAGGGGGCGUAACUUAAAAUGUUGUUAAGGGGGUUUUGGUACUCCCAAAAUAUAAUUUUAACAAUUUCUAGUCCCAAAUGGUACAUUUAAAGUAAACUUGGACGAUUGAAGGAGGAUCGUGCGCCGGAAGCGCAUCUCCCCCUGUAUCCACUAGUGGAAUACUCAUCUGGACAUUAACUUGAUAUUUUACACUUACCUCAGGUCAUUUCUGUUUAAAUUCAA